AGCCCCAUCACUGAAUUGGUCGUCCCUCUGAGCUAAGUCGGGCAUUUUGGGUUCAAUCAGAGGCAAUUGUAGGACAGAGAAUUGAGAGUGAAGUUGGAGGCCGACGAUGCCGACGGAGGUCUGGAAAACGAGGAUUAUGAUGCCCCGGAAAUUCGUAUUUAUUUUCCGAGGAUUUUCCGGAAUUUAAAUUGUGGUUAUUGGACGAUUUCAUGGCUCUUGGAUGGAGCGGAAGUGUUUCGGAUGAAUUUUUAUUCGAAAAGUAUGACUUUGGGGGGGGGGGGGGGGGUUGCUAAGGUUGACUUUUGAUACGUUGAGAUUCUCAGAAAACUUCCUUCACGAAAGUUGUAGAGCGCGUCGAUACGAGUUCGUGGACAUGCGGAACGCGAGAAUCGGAGUUCAUAUGAGAAAGUUAUGAGUGUUUGAAGAUUUUGGAAAAUUACUAUAUAUAGGGGUUUCCCUUUCGGGAAAAUUACUAUUUCCAUUUUGGUAAGUUUCCAUUUCAGGAAACUCAGAAAAAUCCUCCGUUCUCUCUCAUCACCCGCGCUCGACCCGACCCGAACCCGGUGAUCCGACUCGGAUUUUCCGGCGACGGCAGACCACCAGACGAGCCCAGAUCAGUUCGCCUCCUCCGUGCGCUCCUCCCUGUGGUGUCCUCUAGCGCCGAUUCUCGGUGGUGGCGGCGGUGGAAGGCGGUGCAGUCGGAGGUUUUUCGACCGGAUCGAAAAACGCAGCUCCGACAUCGGCGGGGCUUCUAGCUGGGCUUGGGGAACUCAGAGCAGCCUCCACUAUGCCAAUAAUGCCUUCAGACGACACAUUUCAGACGACAGAAUUUUUGUUUUCUGUCGUCUGAAUCUUUUAAACUUCUUUAGACGACAUAUAAAUUAAUUCUGUAGUCUGAAUAGCAUGAGAAUCCAUACUAUUUCAGUUUUUUCAUCUUUUUAGUGAGUUAGAAAAUUAAAACGACAUAUAUCUGUCGUUUAAAAUAACUGAUAAAUUCGCAUGAAAAAGUGGAAAUUUAGGACAACAUUCAUAUGUCGUCUGAGUAAACGGGAAACUAACAGCUAAUUUGCUAAUCUAAAGUAUUCCCUAAAAAAGAAAAACUCGGGCUCGUUUUGCUAGGACCUUUCCCUUAGCUAAAAGAAAAAAAGAACCAACCCUAGAUCUAAAAACACAAUUGCCGCCUCUCACUCUCAGUCAAUCUCUCCCUCGCACGCUCGAUCUCACUCUCAUGAACCUCAGUCCCUCAAUCCCUUUCACCCUCUCAAGCUCACACACACUCUCAUCCUCCUGCGAUUCCGGCAAAGCAAGUUUGGGUAUGGAAGUUUUGGGUAUGGAAGUUUUGGGUAUAGAAGUUUGGGUAAAGUAAGUUUGGGCAAGGUUCCCUCUAGUCGGUCUAGCCGGUUCCUGGGCGGCGCUAGGCGGGUAUGCUGGGCUCUGGGCGGUCGCGAUUAGGCGCUCUGUUCUAAUUUUUUUUUCCCCUAAACUCCUCGUCACUAUAAGCACUUGAAUUCUGGACUCAAAUCAAUUUAAACUCCUCGAAACAUAAAGGGCGACUACAGUCACCGUCUUCUAUCUCUCUCUUAGGCACGGCCGCAUUGGUGUUCAAUUUGCAGCAAAGCAUAGACGUCCUCAAGUUUGGUUCGAUUUCGAAUUCUUCAAGCUUGAAACUGCCUUGCAACACAGCUCUCUUCUUUCGAUAUUGCAUUGCUAUUGUUGUUGCUGUAGUGAAAGGUUGGAGUACUGGGAGUGGUGAUUAGCUAGGCUGUGACUUAAGCAAAUUAAGAUGGAAAAAGGAUGGAUGCAUGCUGAUAGGAGAUCGUUGAGGUUUCAAAUAGGGUUUAGAAAGUCUAAUCGUUCGGCCGUUCAAAGAAAGUCUGUCUGUUUAGAAGUGAUCUCUAUACCAUGGCCAACAACCUAGAAGUAUCAAAUCGUGUACUAGUGUUUUACAUGAGCUACCUUCAUGAAGUCUUGAAGAAGUGUAAGAUGGUGGAUAUGGUUGCCUUUGUUGAUCCUGAUCAGACUGGUACACUUGGGUGUGGAAAUCCCACUGAAAGGGCUCGAUCUUUGUCAGAUCGCUAUAGGCAAGGGAGGUUAGGGCAAAUCUUUGUGGUUCCAUAUAACUCAGGUGCUCAUUGGAUGUUGACGAUUGUGAACCCAAAUGAAGAAGUCGUGCACUUCAUGGAUCCACUUAAAAGGCGAAUCGAUACUGGGGAAUGGAAAUCUAUUGUCAACAACUCCAUUAAAAUCUAUAAUGCUCACAAGAAUCGGAAAGGAAGGAAAGUAAUUCAAUGGAAGAAUCUUGCUGGUAUUCCGGAGCAAAAAAAUGACAAGACUUGUGGAUAUUUCAUUAUGCGUUACAUGAAAGAAAUUGUGGAGGACAAGAACUUGGAUUUUAGCAUGAAGUGGGGAACGAGGUCAAAUUUGGUUUACACAGACAAUGAUAUUGAUGAGAUCUGAGCGGAAUAGGCUAAGCAUGUUUUGAAGUUCCCAGAAAAUUAAGUAUCAGCCUAUAUAUAUGCUUUUGUUUCUGGUAGGUUAUGAGCAGUAGUAGUGUCUAGGAACUGCUUUUGUGCAUUUUGACAGAACUGCCUAUAUAUAUGCUUUUGUUUCUGGUAGGUUAUGAGCAGUAGUAGUGUCUAGGAACUUGCUUUUGUGCAUUUUGACAGAACUGAUGGAAAGUGUUGAACAAAUGCAUGCAGUUGCUGUAACUACUCUAUGGAUGCUACUAGGUUUUUGUCUUAGUUAGAUUAAGAUCCGUGCAACAAUGGCAGUCAUUAAAAUCAUUUAAUGUAAAGGCUAGCAUGCUAGCUAGUUUAGUAUUAUGCUACUGAUGGGAAUGUAUUUUGGUGGGUUGAUUUAUGCAAUGAGGAAUUUGCUGA
Messenger RNA from Rosa rugosa (rugosa rose), 2879 nucleotides. RefSeq lists its product as uncharacterized. The transcript is spliced from 9 exons. Gene Ontology annotation, biological process: proteolysis. Gene Ontology annotation, molecular function: cysteine-type peptidase activity. Bases 1903 to 2457 code for a protein of 184 amino acids. The record is from RefSeq and is a predicted model, not a curated record. NCBI's taxonomy places the organism in Eukaryota, Viridiplantae, Streptophyta, Magnoliopsida, Rosales, Rosaceae.